Leptopilina boulardi is the source of this 2003-nucleotide messenger RNA. Its product is annotated as glycerol kinase-like. Gene Ontology annotation, cellular component: mitochondrion. The coding region runs from base 142 to 1797 and encodes 551 amino acids. Lineage: Eukaryota; Metazoa; Arthropoda; Insecta; Hymenoptera; Figitidae. Gene Ontology annotation, biological process: glycerol metabolic process; triglyceride metabolic process; glycerol-3-phosphate biosynthetic process. The transcript is spliced from 10 exons. The record is from RefSeq and is a predicted model, not a curated record. Gene Ontology annotation, molecular function: glycerol kinase activity.
UUAUUAUAUUUCUCCUUGGUUUGCAUACCCUGAUUGUUCUCCCAACAAUACAAAUGUGUUGGUUGAUAUUAAACUUGUCACUAACAGUUUUUUUUCAUUUAAUUUAAAACAUUGUAAGGUUUAAAAAAAAUAUAUCAUCAAAUGAACAAAAAUGAAUCAAUAAGCAGAUAUGGACCACUUAUUGGUGCAAUUGAUGAAGGAACGAACAGUGUUAAAUUUCUGGUUUUUGCUGCAAAUACUGCUGAAGUAUUAACGUAUCAUCAAGUUUCAAUAUCCAAAUCAUAUCCAAAAGAAGGAUGGGUUGAACAAAAUCCAAUGGAAAUAUUAGACGCAGUGGUGGAAUGUUUAAAUAAAACAGUAGAUAAUUUACAUCAACUUAGUAUAGAUUCGGCUGAUAUCAUUGCCAUUGGGAUAGCAAAUCAAAGGGAAACAUCAAUAGUAUGGGAUUCUAUUAGCGGUCAACCACUACAUAAUGCAAUUGUGUGGAUGGAUAUGCGCACCACUAACAUUGUGGAUGAAAUACUGAAAGGAGUUAGAAAUGACAUAAACUAUCUUAAACCUUUAUGUGGCCUUCCAAUUAGUCCUUACUUUAGUGCAUUAAAACUAAAAUGGUUAUUAGAUAAUGAUGACUGUGUUCAAACUGCGGUGAAAGAAAAGCGUUGCAUGUUUGGUACAGUUGAUUCCUGGCUUAUUUGGAAUUUAACAGGAGGCAUCAAUGGCGGUGCUCAUAGUACAGACGUCACGAAUGCUUCAAGAACAAUGUUAAUGAAUAUUUCGACAUUAAAAUGGGAUUCUAAAUUACUGGAUUUUUUUCAAAUACCACUUGAAAUUUUACCACAAAUUCGAAGCUCUUCUGAAAUUUAUGGUCAUAUUCAUGAUGGAGUAUUACGAGGUGUACCAAUAUCAGGGUGUUUGGGUGAUCAGCAAUCAGCUUUAGUUGGACAAAUGUGCUUCAGACGUGGUCAAGCAAAAAGUACUUAUGGCACUGGUAGCUUUGUACUUUAUAAUACAGGCACUGCGAUUGUAGAUUCAACCCAUGGUUUAUUGACAACAGUUGCCUAUCAAUUGGGACCUGAGUCACCUCCUGUUUAUGCUUUGGAAGGAUCAGUUGCAAUGGCAGGAGAAGUUAUACAAUGGUUAAAAGAAAAGUUAGAAAUUCUUUCUGACGUUAAAGAGUCAGAAGCUGUUGCCAAUCAAUUACCAUUUGAUAAUCGAAUAGUAUUUGUUCCUGCUUUUUCUGGAUUGCAUGCGCCAUAUUGGAGAAAAGAUGCACGUAGUGUCAUAUGUGGCAUUACUGAAGAAACAACUAGUGCGCAAAUAGUGAGAGCAGCUUUACAGGCUAUAUGUUUACAAACAAGAGAUAUUUUAGAAUCUAUAAAAAAAGACACUGGUUUAUUAUUAACUAAGUUACUAGUCGAUGGAGCAAUGACAGCUAAUAAUUUAUUAAUGCAAAUGCAAGCUGAUGUAUGUGGUAUUCCAGUAGUGAGGCCUUUGAUGUGUGACACCAAAGCUCUGGGUGCUGCGAUCGCUGCUGGAAGAGCAGAAGGUAUUCGCAAAUGGGAUGUAAAAUCCAACAUUGCAGUACCUAGCGAUACAUUUUUCCCAUCUAUAACUGACAACGAACGUGAUAUGCUUUAUUCACAAUGGAAAAUGGCUGUGAAACGAAGUCUAGAAUGGGAAUCUUUAGAAGAAUUACAUGAGGAUGAUGAAGAUCUUCAUAAGUUAACUGCCACAGGACUUUUUGUAAUUGGAACGUUGAUUUUUCUUAUGAUUGCAAAGUAUCGAUCAAUUACUUGAUUUUAGUUUUCAAAUAGAAAUAUAAUAAAAAUUGUUUUAGAUAAUUUUUUGCAUUUAAAAAGAUAGUUAGAAAUUUCUUUUGAUAUGGAAAACUCAUAAAAUUUUAAUAAUUUUAUCUAACUACAUAUUACGUUAAUAGUUAAUACAUGUAAAAAUGAGAUUGUUAUGAUAUAUAAUUAGAGAAUAACAAUACUUUUUAAAUACGA